CCCAACUAACUACUACCACUUUCAUGCCACCAUGUUAGACGCGAGCAUCACUCCUCGCGCACUUCUCGAGCAUCUGUGGAUGACGGCAGGCCUCCCAUAUGACUGUAUCGCUGCCUUGCAAGUGCGCCUGCCAGCGCCUGACGCCGGGCCCAGCGUGCCUUCGACUUUCAAGGUUGGCUUGCUUGCGCAGGCCACCAUCGCUGCCGUGGCAUGCGCUCAAGUGCUGGCGGAGGAGCUGCAGAGUGGGCCUGCAAAAGACCUACUUGCGCGCCUCGAGAAGCGAGCAAUAAGCGUUGAUCAGCGAGAGGCAGUGCUCGAAUUUGCGAGCGAGAAGUAUACACGUGAGUUGAGGUGUCGGCGUCGAGCACCCGCGUCUUACCUACAUCAUCGUCGCGUCUGCACAGGCAUCGCUGUUGUGGAUCGUGACGACGAAGGGUCCCAGAUGGGCAGAGUGUCCUCGGAACUGCUAGCAAAGUCACAUCGCAUCACAUCAUCGAAAGCCUUCGAUGCACUCGGUCUUCCUCGCGACGGCUUGACGGGCGAAUGGGACCCAUUAGCGGGCGUCUACCCUUGUCGCGACGGCUACGUCCGUCUGCACACCAAUUUUCCCCAUCACAAGGCCGGACUGCUGCGAAUUUUGGCCUUACUGCCCUCCUUGCCACCUUCGUCUCAGCUGCGGCAGGUAAGGCCUGUAGAUAUAAAGCCAGAAGUACAUGCCGAGAUGGAGGCCGUCCAUCGUUCUCACGUUGAAGAGGCUCUACGCAAGUGGGGUAAGCUGGAGUUCGAGCGCAUGGCCCAGGAGGAGGGAAUGUGCGCUACGGCAUUUCGCUCAGAAGAAGAAUGGGAUCGGUCGGAGCACGGCAGGAGGACCGCGGCUGACGCAGCCCUGCACGUCGAGCCGAUCAAUUCGGAGGGCGACUCAGACGACCGAGCUCAGCUGUCACCGCAGCAAGGCCCUCUGAGGAUCAUCGAUAUGAGCCGAGUCAUCGCGGCGCCUGUUGCUGGUCGUGCUCUCGCCGUACAUGGUCAUACCGUGACACUCCUGUCAUCGCCUCGUCUGCCAAACCUGCCGGUCCUGGAGGCAGAUACGAUGCGCGGCAAGCAGACCCAUUGGCUGAAUCUCGACGACGGGCUUGGCCACGGGAAAGUCGCGCUCGAGCACGCCCUUCAGAAUGCAGACGUCCUACUGCAGAGCUAUCGCCCGGGAGGUCUGGCAUCUCGAGGCUUCGGCGUUGACGACGUUCAUCGCAUUCGACCGGGCCUCAUCUAUGCCUCGCUGAGCGCCUACGGUGGCGACGACCGAGAAGCUCCCUGGCACCAGAUACGCGGCUUCGAUUCGCUUGUACAGAAUGCUACGGGAAUCAAUCACUCUGAGGCGCUGGCAUUCGAAAGCUCACAGGGUCACGAGAGCAAGGUCAAUGUGUCCCCCAAAGCGCUCCCGGUCCAAGCUCUCGACCACGCAGCUGGUUACCUCCUCGCGCUGGGUAUCCUGGCCGCGCGCUGCCGUCAGCUCCUGGCAUUGGGCAAAGAAGAGAAGGUGCGUCCCCAAAUCAGCUACACCGUCCGGGUAUCAUUAGCCGGCGUAGCUCGACUGUUGCGCAGCCUGGGGCGCUACCCUGCGGAGGUGGCCUUUGCAGCCCCAGCUUUGCCAUCGUCUACUUCUCCUCAGCUUAUGAUCGAUCACAUGGUAGCAACUCCACUGCGCAGCACACUCGAUAGCCAUCGCAACCUCCUGUCCCUCGGUGUCCGACACGCUGCAAAGAUUGAUGGCAAAAGGAGAAGGUGGAGCUCGGCACCUUCCAAGCUCGGAAUGGAUGGACCCCUUGCUGCCGGGCCGGAGGGCUCGGCGUCGAGGCCGAUAUGGGUGUCGGAUGCAGGGGCGUGAGAGACAGUGAUCUCCAAUGCGAUGCGAUGUGUCACCAUUACCUGCGCCGGUCAUCGUAUUCGUCCGGAUGAUGUCGUGCGCAAUCCUUGGCCAGAUGGAGGCGCUGCGACGCCCGCGAGGGCAAGGGGUGGCACGCAGCCCUUCAAUCCAUCCUAUUCAUGCAUGCAC
Messenger RNA from Jaminaea rosea, 2053 nucleotides. Its product is annotated as CoA-transferase family III. The record is from RefSeq and is a predicted model, not a curated record. Lineage: Eukaryota; Fungi; Basidiomycota; Exobasidiomycetes; Microstromatales. Gene Ontology annotation, molecular function: catalytic activity. Bases 32 to 1885 code for a protein of 617 amino acids. The transcript has a single exon.